Cloeon dipterum is the source of this 5456-nucleotide messenger RNA. RefSeq names its product serine/threonine-protein phosphatase 6 regulatory ankyrin repeat subunit C-like. The transcript is spliced from 3 exons. The coding region runs from base 481 to 4881 and encodes 1466 amino acids. NCBI's taxonomy places the organism in Eukaryota, Metazoa, Arthropoda, Insecta, Ephemeroptera, Baetidae. The record is from RefSeq and is a predicted model, not a curated record. Gene Ontology annotation, molecular function: protein binding.
GAGUUGGAACCAGACGUGGGCUGCAUUUUGACCUGCAUUUUUGGCCCUGUGUGUGAAAAUGAACACAACGAGGUUUGCGUGCGCGUGCAAAAGGGCCAAGAGAUUCCGAUCACUGACAUCCUGCACAGCUUGGUUGGUCCUAAAAACGAUAAAUUUAUAGGGAAGCCAAAACUUCUGUUUGUUGUUAACGUGGAAGCACCUCAAACGGACAGUAUCUCAUUGCACACGAAAAAUUUACAAGUCUCUGCAACCAACCACAGUGGCUGGCUAAUUUUGAUUUUAAAAUACGAUGAUGCACUACAAAAGUUUAAUGAAAAGUUGGAAAAAAUCGGUGAGAAAAGCCUACAAGAACUUCUGGAGAAUCUGAUAACUUGUGAGUCAAAUAGAGAAGAUGUGGUUCUUCUCAAUUCCACUUUGCAGUAUCUCAUCAAAUUUCCUAAUUGGCCAAGAGCAUUUGUCAAACCCCAUUUGAAAAUUAAAAUGAAAAAAAUACCCCGUGAACAAAUUUAUAAAAAUUCAUCGGAACCACUUAUAGAGGAAAAGAUCGAUUUUGAUACAUUGACUAAAGAGGCCAAACGAUUGUUUGAGGAAAACAAGAAAUCAAUUGAAAGUCUUCUUCAGACAAUGAGUCUUCAAGAAAAACUACAAAUUCCAAGUGAAAUUGAACCCUCGAAAAAGUUGAAUCUCGUCAAAGACUUAGAAGCUGUUUCUACAGUGAGAAAUUCAGCUGAAGCGAGCAUUUUAUGGUUAUUUAAUUCUGUUGCUGGAGCAGGUAAAUCGACCGUUCUGAAAGAAAUGGCGCGCCAACUAACCAAACAUGAUGGAGGUUUUAAGGUACUGCUGAUUCCUCUUAAAAAAUAUUAUCGAUAUUUACUUAAUAUGCCUGCAUCGAAAGUAAAUGAAAUCGAAUUCCUCGCAAACACAACCUGCAAUUCUAAUGACGAUAUUAAGAACUGGAUUGAGAAGAGAGAAACUAUUGUUUUCCUUGACGGAUUUGACGAAGUGUGUCCAGAUUUCAGAGAAAAAAUCAUCAAAAUUUUGAUUGCGUUAAAUCAAGCAAGAGUCCCACUCAUUAUAGGGACCAGGCCUCACGAAGUGCACCACAUUCAAGACAGGAUACAAAAAUCUAUGAUAGUUGAGAUUGAACCACUUGAUGAAGCAAAGCAAAUCGAGUUUCUGGAGAAAGUUGCCCGAAAGAGUCCACAGGAAAUCGCACAAUUGAGGAAAAUCUUCAAAGACCAAGACAUUCUGGGAAACCCACUCUACCUCUCCUUGUUGGCCGAGUACAGCGGUGAUGGAAACUUGUACGACAUCUUUGACAAAAUAGUGCGGCACAAAGUGAAAAUUUGUUUGGUUAGAGAAAAUGGAGGCAAAGAUGUUGGAGAAGAGAUGAUUGACAAAGAACUGAAAUUCAUACAACUGGUGGCCUCUCGUUUCGUAAGAGGAGUGAAGAUUGACCAAGGCAGUGUUACAAAGGAAGCAUUGGAAAAGAUGAACGCUUUUGGAGUUGUGACACAUUGCAAUGACAGAGUCAAUUUCACCCACCAAACGUUUGCAGAAUUUCUUACCUCACAAAAAUUUAUUGAGGACUUAAAAAAUCCAGUAGAUGAGGAAGUGCCCUUGUUCAACGAAGAACUAGUACAGUGCAGGAAGUUCGUUGACCUAUUCCUUUCAACGGAGAAGGGGAAGGACGCGUCCUACACUGAUGCUUUUGCGGAUUGGGCCAUAUCAAACCCUUUGAAAUUAGUCAAACUUAUUUGUCGAGAGAAUUUGCGACAAAUGUUCAACUUGCUCAAUCCCGAUCUCUCAUUAAAAGAUGAAGACGGUAAAAACGCUUUGCACUUCGCUUUGCGGCACCUUGAAAUGGUCAAGAUGGUGCACGAAAGAAACAGCAGGUUGGCAACCGAAACAACAAACGAUGGAGAAAAUUGUCUCCACCUAGCGAUUAUUGACGAAGAAUGCAGCGAGGAAGUUGCUAUUUGGCUCUUAAAAAACACUGAUGUUGACAAAAACGCUGAAACAAUUUUUGAGCACACACCGCUGUUGUUAGCUGGUGAAACAGAUAAAUGGGAAGUGGCACAACAUCUUAUAUUCGCCGAUGAUGAAGCUAUCAAAACUGUUAAAACUGGAGUGUCAAUUUUGCCUUAUUUCAUCCUGGGAAACAAAUUAGAUUUGGUGAAAGCACUCAUUGAUAGGGGCUCCGAUGUCAAUUUCAAAAAUGAUGACGGACGCACAGCUCUUCAUCUAGCUGCUCGAUGGAAUGAAAACCCAGAAAUAGCGGACAUUUUGCUUGAAAGUGGUGCGAAAGAAAACGCACAAGACAAUUGCAAAUGGACCGCACUGCAUUUCGCCGCUAAAUAUAACAAAACUCCAGGGAUCGUCUUAAAACUGCUCGAAAAUGGCGCUGAUGUUGAUAUACAAGAUGACGUUGGAUGUACAGCACUCCAUCUAGCUGCAAGGUGGAAUAAAAACCCACAAAUUUUGAAUACUUUGCUUGAAAAAUGUUCUAAAGUAAACGCACAAGACAGAGAUAAAAUGACCGCACUGCAUACGGCCGUUGAAACAAACCCAAAUGUAGAGGUGAUCCAAACACUGCUCGAAAACGGCGCCGACGUUCAUUUACAAAAUAUAUAUGGAUCUACAGCCCUUCACCUAGCUGCCAGGAAUAGAAACCCAGAAAUUGUGAAAAUUUUUCUUCAAAAAGGAGCCAAAGUAAACGCACAAGACAAUAAAAAACAAACUGCUCUGCAUUACACAGUCGAUUCAUUUGACCCAGCUACAGCAGUAGUCCGAGAGCUGCUCGAAAACGGUGCCGACCUUGAUUUACAAGAUAAGGAUGGAUUCACAGCACUUCACCUAGCAGCUAUGUCAAAUGAAAACCCAGAAAUGGUGAAGAUUUUACUUGACAAAGGUGCUAAAGUAAACGCAACAAACAAAGAUAAAUGUACCGUACUGCAUUACGCCGCAAGACAUUACCCAGUUUCAGAAAUUAUCCAAAAAAUGCUCGAAAAUGGCGCCGACAUUCAUUUACAAAACAGUGAUGGAAAUACAGUCCUUCACCUAGCUGCUGGGUUUAAUCGAAACCCAGAAAUAGUGAAAAUUUUACUAGAAAAAGGCGCCAAAGUUAACGUACAAAACCAUAAUAAAUGGACUGCUCUGCAUUACGCCGCUAGAUAUAGUUCAUCCAGAGAAGUGUUUCAAAAACUGCUCGAAAACGGCGCCGACGUUGAUUCACAAACUAAAGGACGAAAAUCAGCCCUUCACCUAGCUGCUGAAUGGACUGAAAACCCAGAACUAGUGCAAAUUUUGCUUGAGAAUGGUGCCAAAGUUAACGUACAAAACAAUGACAACUGGACCGCACUGCAUUUUGCCGCUAGAUAUAACCCAGAUUCAAAAAUCAUCCAAAUGCUGCUCGCAAACGGCGCCGACGUUCAUUCAAAAAAUAAAGAUGGAUACACAGCCCUUUACCUAGCUGCUGGGUGGAAUACAAACCCUGAAAUAGUGAAAAAUAUGCUUGAAAAUGGCGCCAAAGUAAACGCACAAAACAAUGAUAAAUGUACCGCACUGCAUUUGGCCGCUGAAAAGAACUCAAAUGCAGAGGUGAUCCAAAUACUACUCGAAAACGGCGCCGACGUUCAAUCACAAAAUAUUUAUGGAAAUACAGCCCUUCAUCAAACUGCCGGGUUGAAUAGAAACCCAGAAAUAGUGAAAAUUUUACUAGAAAAAGGCGCCAAAGUUAACGUACAAAACCAUAAUAAAUGGACUGCUCUGCAUUACACGGUCGAUUCAUUUGACCCAGCUACAGCAGUAGUGCAAGAGCUGCUCGAAAACGGUAUCGACGUUGAUUUACAAGAUAAGGAUGGAUUCACAGCACUUCACCUAGCUGCUAGGAGGAAUAAGAACUCAAUAAUAGUGAAAAUGUUGCUAGAAAAUGGUGCCAAAAUAAACGCCGAAAGCAAUGAUAAAUGUACCGCACUGCAUUUGGCCGCUAGAUAUAACCCAGCUGGAGAAAUUGUCCAAAAGCUGCUUGAAAAUGGCGCCGACGUUGAUUCGCUAAAUCAACAAGGAGAAUCAGCCCUUCACUUAGCUGCUUGGUAUAAUACAAGCCCUGAAAUAGUGAACCUUUUGCUUGAACAAGGUGCCGAAGUAAACGCACAAGACAAUUAUAAAUGGACCGCACUGCAUUUCGCUGCUAGAUUUAACCCAGCUUCGGAAAUCGUCCAAACUUUGAUCGAAAACGGCUCCGACGUUGAUUCACACACUAGUGGAGGAAAAGCAGCCCUUCACCUAGCUGCUCAGCAUAAUAUAAACCCUGAAAUAGUGAAAAUAUUGCUUGAAAAUGGUUCUGAUGUUAACGCACAAGAAAAUGACGGUUGGACAGCACUGCAUUUCGCUGUCAGAUUCAACCAAGCUCCAGAAAUUGUACAAAUGCUGAUUCAACACGGCGCCGACGUUCGUUUACAAAAUAAAGAUGGAUACACAGCCUUUUACCUAGCUGCUGGGUACAACACAAACCCUGAAAUAGUGAAAAUCAUACUUGAAAAUGGUGCCAACUUAAAUGCAGGAGACAAUGGUGAAUGGACCGCACUACUGCAUUACGCUGCUACACACAACCGACGUCCUGAAGUGGUCCAAAUGCUGCUUGAUAAGGGCGCCUUGAUAAAUGAAAAAAAUAGUAAAGGAGAGACUGCUUUAUUUCUCGCGGCUAAGCACAAUUGUGAGGAAAAAGUGGUUCAAAUUCUGCUCGACAAUGGAGCCGCAGUAAACAAAAAGAUAUUGAAUGACAAAGAAUGCGCUGCUGUAUUACGUCAAAUGAAAAUCAACGGGGAAAUUUUAAAAAAACUAACCAAAAACGAUCGAAAAGACUGUUGUUUAAUUUGAUGGUGAAAAAAGGGCGCAGAUAAAGUAAACGAGACAAAAGUUGGGGAUUGCUAUCUUUAUUACGUUACAAUUAAUUAUUGCAAAGCAGUGACUUUUGGUUAGAAUGCUGCAAUUUUACAUCAGAAACACACAGGCCUGAUAAGUAAGUUUUCAAUUGUAAAAAUUAAUAGAUCCGUGCAUGCUGUGUAAAUUAAAGUAUUGAUGGACCAAUUUUGAGUGUAGGAUGGCAUUAAGAAAUAAAUGUACAGUUAAUUAACAGUCUCCAUCUGUUAAUAGAACAAUAAGUAGUUGCUUUGUAACAUGUAUUUGUAAAUGAGUUGCUGUUAGCUUUAUAUAGUUUUUACUGUAUCAAAGGUUUUGUUAAAUAUUUUGUAUUUAUGUAUAUGGAAUAAAAAUGUAUUCAUGCUGGUAUGUUGUAAAGUAAAGUUUUUUCAAACAUUGAAUAGAAUUUUUCAAUUUUUGGUUAAACUCUUAGAAUGUAUUAGAGUGAAAAUUGUUGUGAAUAAUCUGAUUGACCCUUUCGAGUGGAAGUAGUCCAGUGGAAUGAAUAAAAUAAUAUAGUUUCCUUCUAUAAA